AUGGCGGUGGGACAGAAGCCGCGGCCGCUGGUGCUGACGCUCGGGUGGCUGGGUGCCAACGAGCGGCAUCUGGGCAAGUACUCGAGCUGGUACAGCAGUCAGGGCUACGACACGCUCUCCUUUAUCUCUCCGGCCACCUCCAUACUCUUCCCCCAGUUUGGAAGGAAGCACGCGGCUCAGCUGCUGGACUACGCGAUUGAUCUGAGCGAACAGACGAAGGACGGUAAGCAGGAAAAGCGACCGAUCCUCUUCCACGUAUUCAGCAACAACGGGCUCUACUUCUACGCCAACGUGCUCCAGCAAGUCGCUCGAUCCAGCCAGUACGAGCGUGUUCUGCAUUCCACACUCGGUUGUGUGUUCGACUCCACGCCGUCGCACCUCUCGGUCGAGAUCUUCACCAAGGGCUUUGGCGGUGCUCUGCUGGGCGCAAUGGGCAUCACCAACGACGGCCGACCUGCCUACGAUCACUGGCUCGUCUCGCCCAUCAUCAGAGCGCUCUUCUCGGUCGCACUCGCCCCUCCCUUCCUGCGAAACAACGUCAGCUCCCUCCUCGAAUCCUACGUCCGCUUUCAGCCCAAGUGCCCGCAGCUGUUCCUGUACAGCAAGGGGGACGAGCUGAUCCCCUACACCGACAUCGAGCUCGCCAUCCGGGCCACCAACGAUCUCGGCAUUCCGGCCACCGGGAAAUGCUGGGAGGACAGCCCACACGUGUCCCACUUCCGAAUGCACCCGGAGGAGUACCGCGAGGCGGUGGCCCAGUUUGUUGAAGGGGCCACGGAGCGGUGGCACCACCACGGCCAACACACGGCCAUCGUGCAGCAGCAGCCCGCGCCGCUCUCUCACGCCGGCCUGGACAAGGUCGUCGAAGAGUGGAAGCGCCUCAUCAUUCACUUCUGA
Acanthamoeba castellanii str. Neff is the source of this 897-nucleotide messenger RNA. Its product is annotated as integral membrane proteinlike, putative. The record is from RefSeq and is a predicted model, not a curated record. The transcript has 7 exons. NCBI's taxonomy places the organism in Eukaryota, Discosea, Longamoebia, Acanthamoebidae. Bases 1 to 897 code for a protein of 298 amino acids.